Molecule: messenger RNA, 414 nt
Organism: Pichia kudriavzevii
Lineage: Eukaryota; Fungi; Ascomycota; Pichiomycetes; Pichiales; Pichiaceae
Exons: 1
Coding region: 1-414 (137 amino acids)
Biological process (GO): attachment of spindle microtubules to kinetochore
Cellular component (GO): spindle microtubule; DASH complex
Source: RefSeq, a predicted model, not a curated record
AUGAGGUCAGGUACACACAAUGGUUCUGGUCCUGACUCAGAGCCUACGAAGGGCCUAAACACCACAAUAACAAUGCUCGAGAGUAUGAUUGAAACAUUGCAUCAUUCCGUCCAAAUAAUCAAGAAGCAGACACAAGAUGUUCCAGAAUUGGCCCGAGUUUUACAAACCAAAGCACUAUUCGACGUCUUGCCGGAAAGAUUGGUGCUACAGCGGCCCCUCAAGAUCAGAAAGAUGGUUAAGCCUAUACUUGAAAAAGACAAUAAAACAUUAGAUGCAUUUAUUUCCAAAUACAAGGUAAAAAAACAAAUUUUACAGCAGCAGAGUAGAAUUUCAAAAUUGAAGUUGGAUUCAUUGGCCAAACAAAGUGGAAUGUAUUUAAAUAAAAAGACUAUGAUAAAUAGUAAGGAAGAGUAA